This is a messenger RNA of Camellia sinensis, 1915 nucleotides long. RefSeq lists its product as uncharacterized. The record is from RefSeq and is a predicted model, not a curated record. NCBI's taxonomy places the organism in Eukaryota, Viridiplantae, Streptophyta, Magnoliopsida, Ericales, Theaceae.
UUUCUAUAAAAUCUCACUUACAACAAACCCAACAAAAACCUCUCAAAAAACAAAGACCCACCCACAAACCCAAGCAAAAAAAUGGAUAUAUGGUCAUGGAUAUGUGAACUCCCCAGCUCCAACGAGUGGGACGAGUCACACUCCCCACUCAUCUUCCAACUCGCCAAUUCCAAACCGAGUGCACUCAAAACCUCUGCUUCCCAAUCAAUCCAACUCCGAGCAAAUCGGACCUCCGGGUCCAACUCGGACGAUUUCGUGACUUUCUCAGUCUGCUUACUUGGGUUCGAUUCUGAAAAUCCAGAGACGGCUCUCUGGGUUUCCGACACGUGUCCUCUCUCCUCCGAAAAGCCCUUCUUGCCUCUCAUCCUCCAACUCCUCCAAGAACAGGUUUCCCGCUCACCCACGGCGCAGAAUAGCACCUGCCCAAAUUCACAGCUCAAGCAGAUCAAACCCGACCCGGUUUCCUGGAUCCUGGACUCCCACUCGCCCGAGUCGUUCUCAAGUUUCUUCAACCUCAUCUUUCUCACUCGCCUCUUCUGGCUGUGUGUAUUCGACGCGCCUUCAGAGGUUGGCUCCUUCUACUUCUAUUCCUUGUUAGCUCCAAACCUCGAAACUUUAACAUCCAAACACACCCUUAUUCUGAAAACGUUUUUCGUCUCAGUUGGUGUGGACGUAGAACUGUGUUUCAUGCGCACCCUCGGGUACAUGUUAGCAAAGUGGUUGAUUUUAAGAGAGGUGGGUGUUGUUGGGUUACAAUCGUUAACCCCAUUACCAUCUCAAAGUCUCGGGUUUUCUUAUGCUAUGGAGUCUCAUGGGUUAUGGGUUUUGAAAGGCUACGCGCCUGUUUGGGCCAUGACUCUCACGCGCUCCAGCCGUCGCAAAAAUGGGUACAAUAUAGUUGAAGCUAAAGAGUCUGUGCUAAGAUACGCCUUGGCGCACCAGCAGCUGGAGGCUGUGGUUCAGUUGGAAUAUACAAUCAAAUUCACUGAUGGAUUUGUUCUUGUAAAUGCACGUGUCGACAAUAUACGCAUCCAUGUGGCAAAGCUGGGGUUUAACGGAAACGAGGAUGGUGAUUACGUGGACGAGAGGCAUUUCCCAUCAAGAAUACGGGUUUGGGUUGGGCCGGAGGUCGGGUCGACUUAUGUGACAGGGUUGAGUUUGGGCCGGUCCACAGACAAUGCGGAGAGAGAAAUGGAAAUGCAAAGAGUUAUGAAGGGUAGUUUCGGAAAUUUAAAAGUACCGAAGGUGAAAGCAAUGGCAAGGGUAGCAACAAGGACGAGGGUGAAGAAUUGGAGGUGGGAUCAAGAUGCAGAAGGUAAUGUAGCCCUAUUCGAUGCGAUUUUAUGUGAUAAUAACACUGGUGUUGAAGUUGCCACGUGGAAGCCAUCAAAUGGUGAUAGUCAAAUGAAAAACAAUUUUCAAAAAAGAUACGCGGGGGCCAAUAGACCAUUUACUAAAGCCGGUGGAUUAGUGUUUGCCGGAGAUGAGUGUGGCGGUGGUGUAGGGUGGAGAUUGGGCAAAGAGAUGGAAGGGAGUGUCUUGAAGUGGAGAAUAGGGUGUCAAGUUUGGCUGAGUUAUUGGCCUAAUGGUGUGAAGAGCUCAUAUUUUGAGACUAGGCGUGUGGAGUGGAGUGAUGAGGUUGAUUUGCCUUUGAUUGUUGGAAAGUUCUAACAUGAGUAUGAAACAAAUUAUUCAAGAUAUGAGAGGUUGAUAUAAAUAAAAUGUAGGCAUAUGUAUGAGACUAUUGUAAUUAUAUAAUUUAAAAUAGACUAAUGUAUGUAAUUUUAUUGCUGUAUUAUUUCUUUAUUAGAGAAAAAGGGAUGGGUAUAAAUAUGUGCAAGAAUACUUUGUAAUUAUGAAACAAGUUCGUUAGUGCAUAUGUAACAUGUUGUAGAAAUUUUAAUCCUUCCAAUCA